Molecule: messenger RNA, 1427 nt
Organism: Saccostrea echinata
Lineage: Eukaryota; Metazoa; Mollusca; Bivalvia; Ostreida; Ostreidae
Product: nucleoside diphosphate kinase 7-like
Exons: 9
Coding region: 109-1242 (377 amino acids)
Biological process (GO): GTP biosynthetic process; UTP biosynthetic process; CTP biosynthetic process
Cellular component (GO): centrosome
Molecular function (GO): ATP binding; nucleoside diphosphate kinase activity
Source: RefSeq, a predicted model, not a curated record
UCAGAUUGAGGCUUUCAAAUUCCUAUGUCCGAUGUUGCCAGGAACAACAACAGAGCCAAGUUAGAAACUUGCAUGUGGACACUUGUGUUGUUGUGUUAAUUUCCCAAGAUGGAGAGAGAUGGUGAAGAAAGAUUCUGCUUCAUUGCAGAGUGGUAUGAUCCACAUGCAGCCUUCAUCAGGAGAUACCAGUUUAUGUAUUAUGUUAAAGAUGGCACAGUGGAAAUGUUUGACAUAAAGAACCACAGAAUGUUUCUGAAGAAAACUCGCAUAGAAAGCAUUCAUCCAGAAGACUUAUACAUAGGAAACACUGUGAAUGUUCUAUCCAGACAGAUGAACUUUGUUGAUUAUGGGGAUGAUUUCACCAGAUCACGUCUUUCACAUAAGAAAGAAAGAACUCUUGGAAUGAUUAAGCCAGAUGCAGUUUCAAAAAUGGGACAAAUUUUAGAUGUUAUUUAUCAGAAAGGUUUUUUGAUCACUAAAUUAAAAAUGUGCCAGCUGAACAGAAAUGAGGCCUUCCAGUUUUAUCAGGAACACCAGGGAAAACCUUUCCUAGAUGCCCUCCUUAAUUUUGUGACAAGUGGACCAGUCAUUGCCUUUGAGCUGAUGGGGGAGGGCUGUAUAUCAGCAUGGAGGGAUGCCUUGGGCCCCACAGACUCUGCCUUAGCUCGCUCAGAAGCUCCACAGUCAAUUAGGGCCAGGUUUGGCAAAGAUAAGACACAGAAUGCCUGUCAUGGCUCUGAUAGUCAUGCUUCUGCAGCCAGAGAGCUGGAAUUCUUUUUCCCCAGCAAUGGCCCUUCUCGACAGAACACUGCCAAAUUCACAGACUGUACAUGUAGUGUCAUCAAGCCUCAUGCUGUGAAAUCAGGUUUGGCAGGAAAGAUAAUAAGCAGCAUCAUGGAGGCAGGAUUUGAAAUCUCCAUGCUUGAAAUGUUUCACAUGGAGAAGGCUAAUGCUGAGGAAUUUUAUGAGGUUUACAAGGGAGUAGUUCAGGAAUAUGGAGCAAUGGUGGCUGAAUUGACAUCCGGACCAUGUAUGGCCAUGGAAAUCCGGGCCCAGAAUGCACCACAGGCUUUCAGGGAGAUGGUGGGACCUUCUGACCCUGAGAUUGCUCGUCAUCUUCGACCCCGUACUCUGAGAGCUUUAUUUGGAGUCGACAAAGUCCGCAACGCAGUCCAUUGCACAGAUUUGCCGGAGGAUGGAUUAUUAGAGGUUGAAUAUUUCUUCAAGAUUCUUGGACGAUGAAAAGUUCUAAGCUUCUUUCAAUGUUUAGUGUAUUAAUUCAUAACAAGACAGUGGAAGGACCAUAUUUUUGUGCUAUUGACAGAGAUGAGAAGUUUAUCAACACUGUGAUAAUUCUAUAGCAAUGUGACUGUUCUCAUUUCAUUUUUAAAGAAUACUUAUGUACUUUAAUAUAAUUCUUACUCAAG